Messenger RNA from Culex quinquefasciatus (southern house mosquito), 4956 nucleotides. It is a transcript of the gene stol, whose product is annotated as voltage-dependent calcium channel subunit alpha-2/delta-3. The coding region runs from base 1358 to 4810 and encodes 1150 amino acids. Lineage: Eukaryota; Metazoa; Arthropoda; Insecta; Diptera; Culicidae. Gene Ontology annotation, cellular component: voltage-gated calcium channel complex. The record is from RefSeq and is a predicted model, not a curated record. Gene Ontology annotation, molecular function: voltage-gated calcium channel activity. The transcript is spliced from 19 exons.
UCUGCGAUACGUUCUGCGUUCGUCCACCGAGGAGGAAGGUUAAAUAAUAGGCGAUUUUUCCGGACGUCGUCGCGCCGUCGGGACACACCGUGGGGUUUUCCCUUGCAGGCUGGAUUUUCAGUGCGUGCGACUGUGUGUGGAAAAUCGAAGGAAAAUUUCCUGGGUGGCUAACGUUCGAAAGGUGGUAGAUUAGAAUUCGCUAGAGGACGUGGGAAAAGUGUCGCGGAAAAUUCGGGAAAAAAAUCGCGCGCGCGGUGAAGCAAUGGAGUCGCAGCGAUCCUGCAGCUGCAAUUUUGGCCUUGAAGUGGCGUGACCUGUGGGAGUGGGUGUGCGUCUGUGCGUGACCGUUUCCACGGUAGUAGUCGGUCGUAGUAGUACUAUACUACGGGAAGAUCGCGCCGGAAGUGCGUGAAAAUUCGUCACCUUGGCGGUGGGAGUCGCGAAAACUAGAGGAGAAGGCCGUUUUUGAGGAUAGUUCCAGGGAUGCUGUGAAGAUUUUGGACGAAAGGAAGCUUUGCCAAUAUUUUUCAAGGAUUAAAAAGCAGUGGAAAAAACGAUGUUCAAGUCAAAACACACUCGCAAGAAAGUGGCGACAACCCCGAAAGUGGUGCAAUAAAACCGGGAAAAUCCUUCCACGAAGUGGGAUCCUCCCAAAAAGGUUGGGAAAUUUCGCCACAAUUUUGCGAAAUCGUUCCUUCCUCAAGCAAAAAAAAAGGGGUAGUAAAAUUCGCGCUCCCUUAAACGUGAGUGAGCGUGUGUGUGUGUGUUGGUGCACUUUUGGUGUAAAAUUUUCCUUUCUCUGGCUGUGUUUGUGAGUGUGCACGGGCGAGAUGCAUUAGUAUUGGUGGGGCCAAAAAAGCUUCCACCCUCGAAGCCACCACCCCCUCGCACAGAGUUGGGGGCUGCAGCAGUCAGUGUGUUCGCGAAAAAAGAGGAAUAAAAGAAAAAAAAAAAGAUGUCGCCACUGGUUUCGUUUCCGCUAUUUUUGGAGGAUGGUGUAAUUUAUAUUUAAAUUGAAUAUUUUAUUGGCGCUUUGCGGGAAAAGGGCAGUGGAAAAGCAGGAAAAACUGUUAUUCCGAGGGGAAAGCUCUUCCAGUUACUACGAAGUACUACUAGAAUUGUGCACGCGUGUGUGAGUGUGCCACCCCCUCCCUCACAAUUUCGAGGAUUCUGAAAGAGAGAGAGAGAGAGAAUAAAAAAACGGAACAAAUAGAACAAGUGAACCAACAAAAGUGAAGGAAAUCCAUUUGUGGAAUAACACCCAUAAAAAGUCGAAAGGGGGGGGAAACAAAAAAGAUAAAUAAAUCAUAAAAAAGUGGUCGCGAGCGUGAAAAGUCGGGAAAACAUCACCAGAGUGAUGGAUCCGUCACCGUCGACGGGUCGUCGUCGGACGAGGCGUCGUUUGCUGACCGGAAUAAUGGCGGUUGUGCUGCUGGUGGCGAUCCAGGCGGCGGCGGCCGACCCCGACGAGGACAUCCCGCACAACGAAGUUCGAAAUUGGGCAAUUCGUUUUGGUGUCGAUUUAUGGGAGUUUGGUCGUCAGUUUACCAAAGUGAAUGACAUAAGAAAUAAAUACAAAGAUUACGACGUGGAUGUUAAUCGCAAGGACGGGAUCCUGCUGCUGCGCGAGUUGGCGGCCGAGGUGAAGAAUUUUAUGGAUUUUAAAAUGAACGCCGUCAUGCGAAUAAUGGACUCGGCCGAGCAGGCAGCCCUGUCCGAGUCCGACCCGGAGUCGUCGGCCGGGGGUGGUGCGUCCAAAUCGCACGGCGGAAAUGGCUUCUACGACGCGAGACGCAUCAACGAGUACCAGUCGGACGGGCGGCUGGCGGAGGGCUCGCGGCAGAUGCUGCUGCGGCACAUGCGACGCUUCGAGGGCUACCCGGUCAACAUCAGCCUCAGCUCGGUGCUCAUGUCCGGCGGGAUCAAUGUGGACGAUCCCGAAACCCAAGCGGCCAUCAAGUGGUCCUCCCACUUGGAUCCGCUGUUUGCCAACAACAUUGAGCGAGACUCUGCGCUAUCUUGGCAGUACUUUGGUUCGAGCACCGGAUUUCUGCGAAGAUUUCCCGGAACGGCGUGGCCACCGGAGACGUCGUACGGGAGUAAGGAGAUCAGUGACUUCCGAACCGAAGACUGGUUCAUCCAGGCUGCGUCUUCGCCGAAGGAUGUGAUAAUACUGCUUGAUUCGUCCGGGUCGAUGAGUGGCAAGGAGUACCAGCUGGCGAUGGCUACAGCUUCAGCGAUUAUGGACACCUUGGGCGAUGACGAUUACUUUAACUUGAUUUCGUUUUCCGAUCAGGCGAAGGUGAUCGUGCCCUGCUUCCAGGAUAAGAUGGUCCGUGCAACCCCUGACAACGUGAAGGAAGUCAAGACGGCGAUCCAGACGGUCGAGUGCGAAAACACGGCAAACUUUUCCGCUGCUCUGGAGAGUGCCUUCGAGCUGCUCAGAAGAUACAACCAAAGCUCGCUCGGCAGCCAGUGCAACCAGGCGAUCAUGCUGAUCACGGACGGACCCAGCGACACCUUCGCGGACAUCAUCAAGCACUACAACCACCCGCACAUGCCGGUUCGGAUCUUCACGUACCUGAUCGGGAAGGACAAAAGCAGCGGGAAGAACCUGUACCAGAUGGCUUGCGAUAACAAGGGUUUCUACGUGCAGAUCAACAGCGUGGAGGAGGCCAAGCGGAAGGUCGUGGAGUACGCGCUGGUAAUGGCCCGACCGAUGGUUCUGUACCAGGCGGAUCAUCCGGUGCACUGGAGUCCGGUGUUUACGGGAGGUCGCAGCGGGAUUCUGGGCAGGGAAAGCGAGAAUCGGCGCAAGUUGGUGACGACGGUUUCGACACCGGUGUUCGACAGGAGGAAUCACUCGACGCGGGCGGCGAACCUGCUGGGAGUUGUGGGGACGGAUGUGCCGAUCGAGGAGAUUCAGAAGAUGAUUCCGCAGCACAAGCUGGGCGUGAACGGGUAUUCGUUUAUCGUGGACAACAACGGGCGGGUGUUGUACCAUCCGGAUUUGAGGCCGUUGAGCGAUAACGGGCAGUACAGUGCCUCGUUGAAGCACAAGUACAACUCGGUGGAUCUGACCGAGGUGGAGCUGCCGGAAGUGGAUAGUUCUAGUAAUGGGAUCAGCGAUCGGCACGAGCAUAGGUUUACAAACAUGCUGCAAGAGCUUCGCAAUGAGAUGGUUCUCCAGAAAGAGGGAGAGAACGAACUAACGGUACUAACGCACUUGGACGAAAUGAAGCGAGUUACUUUGAGGCCUCAAAAGUACUUCUACGGGCCCAUAGAGGGGACACCCUUUUCGCUGGGAAUCGCCUUGCCGGAUAAUUACGGCAUCCAUGAGCUCAACGCUCAGCAAGAGAUUCGGCAUUCCCACACAAAUGUAACCGAACACUUCCAGAACAACAACUGGAAGGUCCAUCCGGACUGGGUGUACUGCGAGUACAACAGUCUCAAGGAUGUAGAAAGCAAUGGCGAGAGUACGACGGAAACCACCUACCGGGACAAGGACGAAUCCUUCGACACGCCGGAGGAGCAAGUUCUGCACUUUCUGGCCCGCGUCGGCAGGCCCGGCUGGAAGUGGAUGUCGGUUCGUCCCCGGUCCCCGGCGCCACACCACGGCCACGGUGGUAUUCCGGUGGGUCACUAUGGCCAGCACCACUACAACUCGCAGGGUUCGCGCAAGGCGGAACCGUACUACUGCGAUCGUACUCUCGUCCAGAGCUUGGUGCGCGACGCGAUCGUCACGGAUGGGCUGGACCGGGGUCCGUCCCAUCCGCCGCGGAAGGAGGACAGGAGCCCAAUCGCCACGUUGAUGGCUUUACUGCACAGUCGCCAAGGCUUUACAAUGUUCGAUGUGAAGACCACUUUCGUUGCCACUCGAUCUGGACUGCUCCGGUGGAUUGACCAUUUGCCCCAUCCGGAAAACUCACCGGAACCUCACUUCAGCGACACAAAUUCACGAGCAAUGGAUAUGGGCUGGUACAAGCGGGCCGUUGAUCAUCACUCGAUCGAACCUGACGGUUUUGUCUUUAGUGUCCCCUUUGAUUCUGGAUAUUCUGGAAAGAACAGUUCUACAUUGGUGACUGCAACCCAUGCGAUCUUCAUAGAUCAUCGAGGUCACAAGGCACCUGCUGCCGUCGUUGGAUUGCAAUUCCAGCACGAAUCGUUGGCCAAACAUUUCAUCAACAUCACAUCGGCUUGCACUGGAUCAACUUCCUGCAAGAAAACGUGCGCUUCCGACGAGCUGGACUGCUACCUGCUCGACGACAACGGGUUCGUCAUCCUCUCCGAGCGAAACGAGCACACCGGCAAAUUCUUCGGCCAAAUCGACGGCACCAUCAUGGACUCGCUGGUCCAAGACCGCAUCUACCGGCGCGUUGCUCUAAUGGACUACCAGGGAAUCUGUUCCGACCGGGACAACCCGUACACGGCCGCCGGUGAACCGUUACAGCCACCCCGGCCGAUGUCCUGGCUGCUCAAGUACAUCGUCACCUUCGCCACGUACUGGCUAUCAAUCCUUCCCACCCCGGUUGCCUCGUGGCACCAGGGCAACAGCUACAACUACGACACGGAAAAUGACUUCGAAGAGGACACGUACGAGUACGAAACCAACUACGAGAUGCCACCGGAGCAUAACGGACAGGACAACACCACACCCGACUACGAACUGCACGACGGCCGCCCCGCAUCGAUCGCAGGCCACCUCCGGACCGCGGGUCAUCCCCGAUCCGGCCCACGCGAGACCGUGCGAUUUGAAAACAGAUCUUUACAUUCUCCAGCCGGAUCGGCUCAACUCGAGCGGGCAGAAUAAUCCGUUGAAGGGAAAACUUACCAACUGUCACUCGUCCGGCUGCGAGCGGCCAUUCAGCGUGCAGAAGAUUCCGCACAGCAACCUGAUCCUGCUGGUGGUGGACGUGCUGUGUCCGUGCGGUUCCAAACAGUUGGACAUUGAGCCGC